GUCGAUCAGGGCGGUGACCUCUUCAGAAAACACUGUGAUAGUCGCUGUAGUAAAAAGGCCGGACAGGGAGGAGGCCUCAGUGAUGCCCCUUAUCAAAUCUGGCUUUAAUAGGAGAUAUGUGGAGAACCCUAACAUGAUGGCCUGUUACAAUGAGCUGCUGCAGCUGGAGCGUGGAGAAGUUCUGGCACAGUUCAAACUGAGGGCGUGUAAUGCUAUCUUCACAGCAUUGGAGCAGAGUCAGGAGGCCAUAGAGAUCACCAAUGAGGAUCAAGUCAUUCAGUAUGUGAACCCUGCCUACGAGAGCAUCAUGGGUUACCAUCAAGGUGAACUAAUAGGGAAGGAAAUAACAGAAGUGCCUAAAAGUGAAAAGAAUAAGCCUGAUCUCCUUGAAACCAUAAACUCCUGUAUCCAGAAAGGAAAGGAGUGGCAGGGGAUUUAUUAUGCCAAAAAGAAGAACGGGGACAGUGUCCAACAAAAUGUGAAGAUCACACCUGUGAUCGGACAGGGAGGUAAAAUCAGACACUACGUGUCUAUCCACAGGCCUUUACAUGAUCACAAUAAGAAGUCUUCACAAGGAAGCAGUUCCCAGAGAAGACACUCCUCCAUGGCCAGAAUCCACUCCAUGACCAUCGAAGCUCCAAUCACCAAGGUGAUCAACAUCAUCAACGCAGCCCAGGAGUCUAGUCCAAUGCCCGUAGCAGAGGCCCUGGACCGGGUCCUGGAGAUCCUGAGGACCACAGAGCUCUACUCUCCUCAGCUGGGCACCAAGGAGGAAGACCCUCAUACUAACGACCUGGUGGGAGGACUGAUGACGGAUGGCUUGCUGAGAUUAUCAGGAAACGAAUACAUCUUUGCUGCGAAACAGCCCCACCUCCCAAGUCACCUAGCCAUGCCCCUUUCGUUGAAUGACAUCCCUCCUCACGUUGCCCAGACAAUGGAGAAUGAAGACUCCUGGGACUUUGACAUCUUCAACCUGGAGACGGCCUGUCUGAAACGGCCUCUGACCUAUCUGGGCCUGAAGAUCUUCUCUCGGUUCGGGGUGUGUGAGUUCCUGAGCUGUCCCGAGGCCACUCUCCGCUCCUGGCUGCAGGGGAUCGAGGCUAACUACCACUCCACCAACUCCUACCACAACUCCUCGCAUGCUGCCGAUGUCAUGCACGCUACCGCAUACUUCCUCUGCAAGGAGAGGGUCAAGCAAAGUCUGGAGCAGAUUGAUGAGGUGGCGGCUCUGAUAGCAGCCACGGUACACGACGUGGAUCACCCGGGACGCACCAACAGCUUCCUGUGUAACGCAGGAAGUGAGCUGGCCAUCUUGUACAACGACACGGCCGUGCUAGAGAGCCACCACGCUGCCCUUGCCUUCCAGAUCACCACACGGGACGACAAGUGUAACAUCUUCAAGAACAUGGAGAGGAAUGAGUACCGUACCCUGCGUCAGGCCAUCAUAGACAUGGUGCUCGCCACAGAGAUGACAAAACACUUUGAGCACGUCAACAAGUUCGUCAACAGCAUCAACAAGCCGCUGGCCGCGCUGGAGGAGAACGGGGGAAUCGGCGACGAGGAGUCUGUCAAAGGCAUCCUAACGUCCCCAGACAACCGGAUCCUUGUCAAGCGCAUGCUGAUCAAGUGUGCCGACAUCUCCAAUCCGUGCCGACCGCUGGAGCUGUGCAUAGAAUGGGCCGGGCGCAUCUCAGAGGAAUACUUUGCACAGACUGACGAGGAGAAGAGACAGAGUCUACCGGUGGUCAUGCCUGUGUUUGACAGGAACACCUGCAGCAUUCCUAAGUCCCAGAUCUCCUUCAUAGACUACUUCAUCACAGACAUGUUCGACGCCUGGGAUGCGUUCGCAGACCUUCCCAACCUCAUGCAGCACCUGGACAACAACUUCAAGUAUUGGAAAGACUUGGACGAGAGGAAGCUGCACAGCCUGCGUCCCCCCCCAGAGUAGGAGCACCCUGACUGGGGUCGCCGCCAGGCCCCGGGCCCCUCCUUGGUUCCUGUCCGCCUGCGUCCCCCCCCCCAGAGUAGGAGCACCCUGACUGGGGUCGCCGCCAGGCCCCGGGCCCCUCCUUGGUUCCUGUCCGUCCAGGGGCCACCAAGCCUUCACUCUUCUGCUUCUGUGACACGCCAUCAAGCGUCCACAUGUCCGUCCAACAGAGACAACACACACGGACGGACGGACGGUUGCUGCAGCAACACCAGGCUCUUGCUUCGUACAUAAAACCUCGCUAGCUGAGGAUGGAUGAUGGACAGACACACGGCGCCUCAGAGUCCUUAUAAACUACCAGUGCCUGGUGGGCUUGUCUGUAUGCUCCUACUGCUGCCAGGGAGGCUGUGUGAGGGACUGUUCUUCUCCCAGCCAACCUGGUGAUGGACGUACCAUCCCUUUAGUACUCACACACGGGUUCCCCCUGCCUCUCUCGCUCUCUCUCUCUCUCUCUCUCUGUCUCUCUGUCAGUCAGAGGCCGGCUGAUGUUACUGUCUCUGCAGACUGACUGCACUGUUGGUUAAGAGCUAUGGAGAAACACACAAACAAACUGAACGUUGAGAUGUCAGGUGGUUUCAAGUCUCAGGCACCUCCAAUGAAAAACUGUUUGGAGGAUCAGCUGAUGGGACAGGUUCACAUUACACAGUUUUUCCUCAUAAAUGGCACCCUAUUCCCUAUAUAGUGCACUACUUUUAGGAUAAAAGAGUCAUUGGGGCUCUGGCCAUAAGAAGUGCACUUUAUAUAGAGAAUGGGGUUGCAUUUGGGAUGGCGAACCAUGUCAAAUCCACGUCAGACUGUACUACCCAGUGUGUGGUGGGCAUUCCGACCGGAUAAAUCCCUAUAUCGCCCCCCAGUGGCCACCGGGUCGAACUACACUCCACCUCCACCAGCUGCCACCAUCACCCUUUACUAUGUCUUCUAGCUGUACUUCCUUUGUUUCUUUGUCCUUCAGAAGCACCUCGUCCACUAGAGGACCUGUAGCGACGGGAUGGGACACGAGGCCGUCCUAAACACACUAAAAUUGUGUUCCAUAUACCAUCCUAUUCCCUUUAUAGUGCACUACUGUUGACCAGAACAAAUCAUCAAAUCAAAUCAAAUGUAUUUAUAUAGCCCUUCGUACAUCAGCUGAUAUCUCAAAGUGCUGUACAGAAACCCAGCCUAAAACCCCAAACAGCAAGCAAUGCAGGUGUAGAAGCACGGUGGCUAGGAAAAACUCUCUAGAAAGGCCAAAACCUAGAGAGGAACCAGGCUAUGUGGGGUGGCCAGUCCUCUUCUGGCUGUGCCAAGAGUAGUGCACUAUUGCCGUAUCGGCCCUGGUCAAAUAUAGUGCACUAUAAAGGGAAUAGGGUGCCAUUUUGGGACGCAUCCAGAGACAUACGUUUGUACGGGGUGGGGGCGUGGUCACGGGUGUUCAGUGGGUGGAGCUAAUUAACUGUCCUCAGGCCAUUGGUGAAAGACACAAACAUUCAGACAUCUUGGUCAUAGCUAGGUCAUUAUUACAGACAAAUUUGGUCUUUUUAUUUUGUUUUAAAUGUUCCAUAUUUUCUUUAUAAAACAAAAAAAAAUUAGUAACGUCAAUUAAUGAAUUAUCUGAUGAUGAUGAAGAGAUUAGAACAAAAAUAAGAAAAGAUGAAAGAAAGACAAGCCAAAGCUGAAUAACAUACUAUUAUAUAACUCUCUGAGUCUUGUCGAUGAUGAGGAGGAAUAUUAUCCAUAAGAAAACAUUAACGUUAUAAACAUUUUAUUUUAUUUUAGUACAGUAUCAGUUUGAAUGGACAUCUUUGUAUUGCACUGUAAAACAACAGUUGAAUUGUC
Molecule: messenger RNA, 3802 nt
Organism: Oncorhynchus keta (chum salmon)
Lineage: Eukaryota; Metazoa; Chordata; Actinopteri; Salmoniformes; Salmonidae
Gene: pde8a
Product: phosphodiesterase 8A
Exons: 18
Biological process (GO): signal transduction; positive regulation of ERK1 and ERK2 cascade; cellular response to epidermal growth factor stimulus
Molecular function (GO): 3',5'-cyclic-AMP phosphodiesterase activity
Source: RefSeq, a predicted model, not a curated record